UCCUUCUUUUCAGUGGUACACUGACCAGAACCAUGGGAUUCCAGGACUUUCCAGCAAACAUCUCUACACACAUAUGACCCACUUCCUCAAACAAUGUUUUUCUUUGUCAGAAUAAGUAGGCUACUCAGAGAAUGCUAAGCCAUCUGAUAUAUCUCUGAGAGAAUGCCACGAUAGCAGUGCCCAGAUUGUAUCAUAUUCAGGGAACAGAGAUAUGAGCAAAAGGCUUAUCUUGUAUAAACCUGUAAACCAUGGUUUGAAACCCAAUUUACAAUGGAAGUCUGGCAUACAGAUCUCCAUUGGAUAAGGAACUGUCAGCAAUGAUGCACUCUGGUAAUGCUUACUAGAGCUGAACAGUAUAUAUAUAAGUCUGUGCAAAAGAGGCAGCUAGGCAGAUCUCAGGAUCCUCAAGGCUUUCCAUAGUUCCAGAAGAGAGAAUAGCAGAUCUUUCUACAACUGCUGCAUAUCACUUCAAAAUAUAAAAGGCAAUGAAAAUGAAAAGUAUUUAUUUUAUUGCUGGACUCUUUUUAAUGAUAGUUCAAGGCAGCUGGCAAAAUCCUCUUCAGGAUACAGAGGAGAAAUCAAGAUCAUUCAAAGCUUCCCAGUCUGAACCAUUAGAUGAAUCUAGGCAGCUGAAUGAAGUAAAGCGUCAUUCACAAGGCACGUUCACCAGUGACUACAGCAAAUACUUGGACAGCAGACGAGCUCAGGAUUUUGUGCAAUGGUUAAUGAGCACUAAAAGAAAUGGCCAACAAGGACAGGAGGACAAAGAGAAUGAUGAAUUCCCGGACCAGCUAUCAAGCAAUGCAAUUUCCAAGCGUCAUUCUGAAUUUGAGAGACAUGCUGAAGGCACCUACACCAGUGAUAUCACCUCUUAUUUGGAAGGCCAAGCUGCCAAAGAAUUCAUCGCUUGGUUAGUGAAUGGACGAGGAAGAAGAGAUUUCCCAGAAAAAGCUUUAAUGGCUGAAGAAAUGGGCCGAAGACACGCAGAUGGCACUUUCACAAGUGAUAUCAACAAAAUCCUGGAUGAUAUGGCUGCCAAAGAGUUCCUAAAAUGGCUGAUUAACACAAAAGUUACCCAAAGAGACCUUCUGGGAGAAUAUCAGUAAGAAUGCAGGAUAAAAAUGGGAUAAAUGAAGAUCUUCACUGCCUGAAUUGCCAGCUAUGAAGAGAUUCUGGAAUCUAUAUUGUCAUUUACAUUGGGUGUAACAAAGCUAUGUCACCUUGCAUGCCAGGAAAUAAUUGUAGUUUCAUUUAAUGUUGCCAAAGGAUUAUAUAUGGAAUACCUAUUAUCUAAGGGGUGGUUAUCAAAAUAGCUUUAAGAUUAUGAAAGUUCCACUUCUUUAUAUUUUCCACGUAUUUGGACUGAAAUAACUCCAUUUAUAUUUACUUAUGAAAUUAUUUUUCUAAAAAUUGAUUUAUGCACGCAAAUGAUUCAAUCACCAGUUAUUAUGUAGGGGUUGGCAGCUGCAAAUGUCUGAAAAGUGAAUAUCCCUGUUGAAACCUUUGUUAUAAAAAGGCUAAGCUUUAAGGAUAUUAAAUAAUAGCCUUAUAAAUAAAUUUUUUCAAGCUUCUUUUCUGUUGA
Messenger RNA from Meleagris gallopavo (turkey), 1582 nucleotides. RefSeq names its product glucagon (gene GCG). Lineage: Eukaryota; Metazoa; Chordata; Aves; Galliformes; Phasianidae. Gene Ontology annotation, cellular component: extracellular region. The record is from RefSeq and is a predicted model, not a curated record. Gene Ontology annotation, biological process: adenylate cyclase-modulating G protein-coupled receptor signaling pathway; positive regulation of insulin secretion involved in cellular response to glucose stimulus; negative regulation of apoptotic process. Gene Ontology annotation, molecular function: glucagon receptor binding; hormone activity.